Osmerus eperlanus (European smelt) is the source of this 1932-nucleotide messenger RNA. RefSeq names its product T-box brain transcription factor 1a (gene tbr1a). NCBI's taxonomy places the organism in Eukaryota, Metazoa, Chordata, Actinopteri, Osmeriformes, Osmeridae. The transcript is spliced from 6 exons. Gene Ontology annotation, biological process: cell fate specification; regulation of transcription by RNA polymerase II; regulation of neuron projection development. Gene Ontology annotation, molecular function: RNA polymerase II cis-regulatory region sequence-specific DNA binding; DNA-binding transcription factor activity, RNA polymerase II-specific. Gene Ontology annotation, cellular component: nucleus. The record is from RefSeq and is a predicted model, not a curated record. The coding region runs from base 319 to 1740 and encodes 473 amino acids.
CUCCUUUUGUUUCGCCUGAUUUGGUUUCUCAACGCCAUUCUUUAUUGUAAUGUGUUAGUAAGUGUGUAAGACAUUUUAAUCGAUAGACGUCAGGCUUUGAAAUUUAGAAUUGUAUUGACAAACCGAUGAUCUUUUCCUUCCUUGACUCAUUUGGUAACGGAACCCAAGGGAUGCAUGAUUUUUUUUUUUUGAGAACACACACUCGUGCACCAUAUGCAGUCCCGUCAGAAGAAAAUCUCACAGACUCGUCACAACAUCCAUGGAGCCACAGAAGAAAGGCGCCCCUUGUCUGUGCCCAGCUGAACUCCGCCUCGCACGAUGUAUCCACAGCAUCUGCCACCCGGCUCUUCCCACCCGGCAACUUCGACUGGUCAAAUGCCACACUAUUCGCUAACAGCGCAAGGGACAUUUAACGGCCUAUUGGCCUCCUCUGCUCAAGGCUUUCCAGCUUCUAGUUACUUUUACGCACAGCCGUACGGCCGUGGACAGCGGGGAGACGCUUUACACCAGUCCGCGUCGCAAACAGGACUGUUUUUUGGACAAGCGCAAGUCUAUCUCUGUAACCGAGCUCUGUGGCUUACUUUCCACAGGCACCAGACUGAAAUGAUCAUCACUAAACAGGGUCGACGAAUGUUCCCAAUUUUAAGUUUUAAUAUAUCUGGACUUGAUCCAACUGCGCACUACAACGUUUUCGUGGAUCUGAGCCUCGCGGACCCGAAUCACUGGCGUUUCCAAGGGGGACAGUGGGUGCCUAGUGGAAAGGCGGACACAAACAUAACAGGGAACAAGACGUACAUGCACCCUGACUCCCCAAACACUGGGGCGCACUGGAUGCGUCAAGAGAUUUCGUUUGGAAAACUCAAACUGGCAAAUAACAAGGGAGCCAUGGAUGGGCCGGGGCAGAUGGUGGUCGUGCAGUCACUGCAUAAAUACCAGCCCCGGUUGAAUGUGGUGGAAGUGAAGGAGGACGGCACGGAGGAUACCUGUCACUCCAGAGGCCUUCAAACGUUCACUUUCCCAGAAACACAGUUCGUUGCCGUCACAGCUUAUCAGAAUACAGACAUAACGCAAUUGAAAAUUGACCACAACCCAUUUGCUAAAGGCUUUCGGGACAAUUAUGACAGAUUCUAUACCGGUUGUGACACUGACCGGUUGACACCUCCUAGUGACUCAUAUGCCAAGCUCGUGCCCAGUGCUAGAUAUGCCAUUGCCAACUCCUUCCUGCAGCAUCAGUUUUACAACACUUACAGCAGGUCAGGUUUUAGCCCACUUUCUGGCUUCAGUUAUGUCCCCUUCAACCAAACUAACGGCAUGCUUUCGCCGCAAACGGUCCAGGACAACCCAACGGCUCCACCGAGGUGGUUUGGCAACGAGAGACUUGACUUGGCCUCACGCGCGUACGAGGGGCCUUCCUCCUUCGACUUGGCCACAAACGCCGCCGCUUUGGCCUCAUAUGCCGCAGCUGCCAAACCGCUUCAAAUCCCGUCCACUGCUACCGAGUGCGCUGGGGGAAAUUUCGGUUAUUACGCCGAAGCCUCGGGUUUUACGCGUCCUUCCCUCCAGUACUGUGGCUCGUCAACCUCUCCACUCGCACCUUGGAUUAACGGACACACCGGCGCGGUGGACUGCGUGGCGGAUGUGGAGAGUGCGCGUCCGGAGGAUGGUUUGCAAACAGAUGUACCUCGCGACACCAAACAAAGUGACCUAUCAGAAUGCAGAUGGCUUGGAACCUCGUCAUAAUCACAUCAGAGACUUGAUAUUUUGAUAAAAGUGGGCCAUCCAUGGUUUUCUUUCACUUUGGAAUUCAAACUUGGUUAUGUCAAAUAAGAGUUGCUAAUUACUAUCUUUGGUAAAUGUGUUUUUGUUUGUAAAGUGCUUAUAGAUUGACCUGUUUAUUGUCCUUAUUGUGUUAAAUUAAAUUAUAUAAAGUUG